UUCUUUCACCUGUUGUGCUUUCCCUCCCUAGAGCACACAGUUUAUCCCACGCACAUCCUCCAGUCCGGCUAUCUUGUAGGACUGAGUCGUGGGUUACGGCUACACUGCUUAAACUUUGUGAACACUUGUUUUUGCAUUGCACGUGCAGCAAACAACAACAACCUCUGUCCGCAAUGUUCUCCUUCUCUAGGAGCGCAGCUUGGAGCUGCCUCUUGGUGGCCCUGCACUUCACCCUCGCCUUGGCCGCCAAGUCGCUCACCAACACCAUCCUCAUCCUCGCCCGCGACACCUACUCGGGUACUUCCGCUGCCGAAGGCCUGCAGGGCUAUGGCAUCCCUUACCAGAUCGUGCUGGUGCCCCAGGCCGGCAUCACCCUCCCCGCCCUGACCACGGGCACCGACCAAGGCAACUACGGCGGCAUCAUCGUCGUCAGCGAGCUCUCGUACCAGUACAGCGACGGCUGGCGCUCCGCCAUCACGGCCGCGCAAUGGGAGACCAUCUACAGCUACCAGACCAACUUUGGUGUUCGCCUGGUCCGCCUCGACGUCUUCCCCAGCACGGACUUGGGCGUCGACCUGGCUGUUGCCGGUGCCGGCUGCUGCAACACGGGCGUCGAGCAGCUCAUCUCCUUCUCGGACGUCUCCGACUUCCCUACCGCCAACGUCAAGACCGGCGCCGGCGUGAGCACCCAGGGUCUCUGGCACUACCCGGCCAAGAUCGUCAACUCGACCAUCGCCAAGCCCAUUGCCACGUUUGCUCCUUCUUCCGAUGGCACCUUUUCCACCACCAGCGUCGCGGCCAUCAUCAACACCUUUGGCACUCGCCAGCAGAUGGUCUGGUUCACCUCAUGGGCCACCGACUGGGCCUUGGCCUCCAACUACCUCCAGCACGGCUUCAUCCACUGGAUGACCCGCGGUCUCUUCGUCGGCAAGCGCAAGAUCCACCUGUCCACCCAGGUCGACGACAUGGGCUUGGAGACCGAGAUCUACCACCCGGCCGGCAACAACUUCCGCAUCCGCAUCUCGGAUCUCGAGACCCACGCCACCUGGCAAAGCAACAUCAACACCCGUCUGCCCGCCGGCUCCCACUACUUUAUCGAAAUGGGCCACAACGGCAACGGUGACUUUAUCGAGGGCCUCCCCAAAGCCACCAGCGACACCAUGUGCAACCCCUCCGAGGCCGUCGACUACGAGUCUCCCCCCGACACGCCCCUGGACUUCAAGAAGCCGCUCGGCACCGGUCUCACCCUCUGGAAAUCCACCUACGUGAACUACACCUGGUCGCUGCAGUGCGCGCUCCUCGACGACAUCACCACGUGGUUCUUCAACCACAUCAACACCUUCGCCUCUGUGUCUCACACCUUCACGCACGAGGAGCUCAACAACGCCACCUACAGCGACGCCAACAAGGAGAUCUACUUCAACCAAGCCUGGCUCAACCAGAUCGGCUUCGGCGCCUCCUCCAUGUUCUCCCCGCUUGGCCUGAUCCCGCCCGCCAUCACGGGCUUGCUCAACGGUGACGCCAUCAAGGCCUUUCUUGAUAACGGCAUCCGCUACGUCGUCGGCGACAACACGCGCCCCAUUCUGCGGAACCCCGAGAACUCGUUCUGGCCGGCCAUAACCAACGUCGCGACCAACGGGUAUGAUGGUCUGGUCAUCAUCCCGCGCUGGGCUACGACUAUUUACUAUAACUGCGACACGCAGGAAUGCACGCUGCAGGAGUGGAUCGAUACCUCGGCUGGCGCGGCGCCCUUUAGCAACCUGCUUGAUGAUGCCCGCCGCGUGAAUGUUCGGUACUUGUUGGGUCUCCAUCCUGAUCCGUACAUGUUCCACCAGGCCAACUUGCGCAGUGGCGAUGUUGACCAGAUCACUGUUGGGUCUGUCAGCGGCAAGCUCUCGCUGCUUCAGAUCUGGGUGGAGACUAUCACGCAGGAGAUGGUCCGUCUUACCAACUGGCCUAUUGUUUCGCUGAAGCAUGAUGAUAUCGGCCGUCUGUUUGUUGAUCGCAUGACGCUUGACAAAUGCAACCCCAACAUGCAGUAUAACUACUCUGCUGACGGCACCAAGAUCGUCAGCGUGACUGUUACUGCCACCAACAACCAGUGCUCUGUCCCUAUCCCCGUCACUGUGCCCGCUUCCGCGUCUGGAUCGGCUACUGUUGAUGCUCUGGGCAACGAGCCCAAGAUUUACUGGACUACGCUGUCCGGUUCGCCUGUCACUUUGACGCUUUCUUCGCAAAUCAGCAUUUAAGGAUGGAGUUCAAACGGUGGGGGAUUUCUUGGGAUACCUCGUGUCUUUUUUUGUGCAAUGAGUAAUAAUUUCAAAUGAACUUGAUGAAUGACUCUUAGAUGCGCAUUUGUGAUGAGAAGUAUCUGCUAGCA
This is a messenger RNA of Neurospora hispaniola, 2380 nucleotides long. RefSeq lists its product as uncharacterized. The transcript has 2 exons. The record is from RefSeq and is a predicted model, not a curated record. Gene Ontology annotation, biological process: carbohydrate metabolic process. Bases 174 to 2249 code for a protein of 691 amino acids. NCBI's taxonomy places the organism in Eukaryota, Fungi, Ascomycota, Sordariomycetes, Sordariales, Sordariaceae.